UCGAAUUAAAAUUAAAGAAAAUAAAUCCUUUUUCGAUUAUCGUUCAAAUAUCGUAAAUACAAGCAAGUAUUUUAUACGAAUACAAGAAACGAAUAAUUAAAAGAUGAUCAACGUGUCGAGCUCGAGUGAUAAUUUAUCAAUCAAAUUCAAAAAUAACUUAAGUGAAAAGCUAUGUUAGAUCACGAUUGAUCACGUAAUUUUAUUUUUGAAAUUAAUUUUUUUAAAAGAUAAAUGAUAUUUCACCCCUCGGUAAAUUUUGAAUGUUUAAUUUAAACGUAUUUGAAACUUGAGUUCAGAAAAGCAGUGAACGAUAAAAUUUACAAUUUAAAAAAAAAAUUGUGAAUAAAAUUUUAAUAGGAAAAAUUAUUCACAUGUUUUUAUUAUUAUUCACAUAUCUCGUUUUUUGCAUUUGUAAUAUUUUUCCACCGAGCCGUUUAUUUUAAUAAUGCUUAUCAUUUUACGUGUCCCUCGAUCGAACGGCCAUGGUCGUACGAAACAGACGACGGAAAUAUAAUUUCUGGUUAGAAACGACAAAUAUUGGCACAAUCGUACAAAUACAAUUCCCAACUUUGUAAUUACAUUCAUCUAUCCAUAUAGUAUAGUAUAAUCGCGAAUUUCAGUUACAGAUCGACGCGACAAUAAACGAGGGUACACAACCGUGUGAUUUACCAAUUACUCUUUAAGCUAUAUAUAUAUAUAUAUCAAUUCGACUAAGAAUUCUUCUCGUCACGUACGCCAGUAACAUAUGUGAGAUAUUACAAUACAGCACGACACAGGUGUAGCACGGAACUAUCUCCUAAUCACCUGAAACAUUGGAUCAAUAUGACAGUCGAAAUCAAUUAAAAAAUCUAUCAUCUUUUAACUUUAAUUAUUAUUCUUAACUAAUUUACCGACGAAUGAUAAAACGAUCGAUUCUCGUACAGAAUUUUCAAUCAGCAUAUUUUCUCGAUUCUAUGAAUAUUCUAUGAAUAUUUUAUGAAUUUUAUAAACUAUAUAAAUUUUUCAUAUAUUUUAUUCAAAUUAAUAACUAAUAUUAUAACAAGGUUAAUAAUUAUGCGCGAUAAACUUUCACUCUUCGAUCGUAUUUAUACGAACGUAGCCACGCGUCGUAAAUCUACGAAACAAUCGCGUUAACGCGCAUAGUACACGUGUGUCGUAGUAUACGGGGAAAGGGGUCGCUUGAAAAAUGCGGUGAGCCAGCCAAAUCCUGAUAGAGCCAGCAGUGAUUCGACGAACUCCCUCGGCAGAAAUCCAACCAUUUAAACGUCCUUCGUCUCGAUGUUCUUUCUUUUGUUCCCUAACUUCGAUCCGUUUCAGGUUAGUCUCCGUGGGGAAUUGAGAGAAAGAUGAGAGACGAAAGCACAGUUUGGGAUAAGAAUUAUACUACCGCUUGUUGGCGCACACUGAACGAGCGCUAUUGAUUUUAAGUAAUCGCUUAAAUAGCGUCAGUGGCCUGUGCAACGGUCUGCCAUCGAGCAAACGACAUAGACAAGCUUAACCCACGUUCGUCGAAACCGUUCGUUUUUGACACCAUCAAGUUUCAUCUUAUCGUUAAUCUUUCUACUUUCUUCUAGUUUCUCUCUACUUUUUCACUCGUUAUCUAUAUCCUGACCGAUUUGUCGACACUGUGAAUCGAUAUCUAGGCGGAUCUCGCUCAAGAAGAAGUCUCUAUAUGAUAUAUAGACUCAUAUCGGUAUAAGGAUCGAAAGAUACAUAGUUAAAUUCUGGAUAUAUUGGAUGAGCAUCGAACAUCUUUAUAGAAGGAUUCUUUGAAGUUUCGCGUCCAUUAAGAGUGCAUUACGCGAGAACGUAUGAGCGCGAAGACACGUGCACUUGUCGCCUCGGACGAUCAAUUAACCUUAAAAGGGUCCUUUAGGUAAAAUUCCUCGACGUAUACGUACGUACAUACGUGUAUGUAUGUAUAUAUAUAUAUAUAUAUAUAUAUAUAUAUAUAUGGUACAUAAUGGAUGGCAGCGUCCUUCGUCAUUCUCCAUCGUAAUGUCACUUUUACUUCUCGUUGUAGGCAGAUUUAGCAUCCUCCCCCUGUCCUCAAUCUCUCCGACUUCUUCGAGCGAACCUGACUUUCCUCCACGGAAGGAAUAUCUUCAUUUUCCGUAUAAUUUCCACGAGAGAUGACGGAAAAGGAAGGAGAUCCUGUAGAUCCCUUCGUGGUGAAGAUACGAUAGUACCGAAGCGAGGUUAGAAAAGCGUACGCAAAUUUUUCGAGGUUAGAAUGUGAACGCGAAGAACUGAGAAUCGCGUGGACGGAAGGAAGAAAACGGAUGGGAGGGAAUAAAAGAAGGAUGAUUUUUCUAGGGCUACGUGCGAUCGUAGCUGAAAAACGACACCGACGAGGAGAGAGAGACAACGUCUGUGGCGGUUGAUGGUAGCCGAUAGACGAUACCGUAACCACUGUUGCCGAUCUUUUCUCUUUCUCUGCCGCUCCCUCUGCAUCAUCCUCUGCUCUUCCUCCCCCCUGGCAAGCCAGCCGUAAUCUGGCAGUGCAUUUAACCACUUUGUGAAAUAGCCGUAUAUCUCGCCACUGUGACGUAGCAUUCGAUACGUCGAAAAGGAUGGUCGGUGGGUUGAAGGUAGCACGAGGGAGGGGGGGGGGGAAAGAGAGAAAGGAAGAAGAAAGAGAGUUGGGUGGGGGAGGUGAGGUCAGGAGACUCGGUAGGAAAACGUGGAAUAGAUUGGGGAAAGAGGAGCCACGGCGCGGCGCGGCAGUCAGGAGUAGCUAGUGGCUAGUAGGUUGUGCGCGCGCCCGUACACCCUGUGUAUCCUAUUUAGAGGAGGUGGAAGGUGGCCAAGGUGGGGAUCGUUUCGAUGGUGGUGGGGGAAUAGAAACGAUCCCUACUAUAGUCGGUUCUAGCCGGUUGGGAGAGCGCGCACAAGAGUUGUGUCUGUAAGGGAGUGGCGGGGGAGGGGUGGAGGUAUCGGGUGGAGGGGGCCGAAGCGGAGCGGAUUCGGGCGAGGGGGUGAAGGAUGCUGGUGGAUGAGACUGGAGGAGAGGAAAGGCGCCGUAAGGGGUGCUCGGAAUCACGGUGGUAGUGUGUAUACACCUUGUGUAUAUAGUCUAGCCAGAGUGGAAGAAGGGUGCGCCCUACUUCGCGUCGGCGUUUUCCCUCCUGGCAGUGUGCAACGACGUGCCGAAAGAAGGACAGAGAGAAAGCGAGCAGAGGCUAUCUCUUCGGUUCGGUGCCGGGCUUUUCAUAGUCUCUCAUUUCACGACGAGCGUCCGUGGUAUCGGUUCGAGUGUUUUGCGCGUUUCGAUGAAUAUUCGGAGGUGAAAAGAGUAGGGAAAAAAAAAAGGAAAGAGGAAAGAGGAAGGAAGAAAGAAGGGAAAAGAAGGAGAGAAGCGACUGCGAAAACAGAUAUCGGCGGAUACGAACCAGGGAAGAUCGCCUGGCACGGACAACGCCUCGGAUACAAAGUAGUGCGAGCACGAGAGAGAGAGAGAGAGAGAGAGAGAGAAAGCUCUCCUGUCUGUUUCGCGAGGAUAUUCCGGUGGUUCGCGUGAUACGCGAUACAUGGAAGGUGGUGGUGCGAAGUACCGUAUCGUCGAGAGUGUUAUUACCAUUAUUGGUUUUGAUCGCGGUGGUGAAUCGUAUAGGUGUAGUUCUCGUCAGCCUCGCGGCAAGUGCACGUUGAUCGACGCGUUUACGUAAGAACGACGGACGCUCGUGGUGUAUGCUUACUCGUACGUGGCUCGUAUGUAUCUCAAUGUGCGCGCGCGCGUGUGACAAGCACCGACAAAUACGGGAAGAGGAGCGAGGAAGGGAGACAGUUCUCGCCAAUUCCUGAGAUUUUACUGAGAAUAAUUCGGCGAUUGAUAUCGUGGAUUUUUCGUGGAUCAGAGAGAAAAGGGAUCGUCGAUCGCCUCGACGAAUCAACAGGAUUCACGAAUGGACGAGCCGAGACCGUUCAAUCCCGUCCCUCUUAUUUGCAUAAUUAACCGUGCUGUACUGCAACAGCCACACGGAGAGAAGGGUUCCUAUAAACUUUGGCACAAGUGAUGAUAAUUAUUCGACGAUAACUCGUAACGUGUAUCGCCGAGAAAGGGAUAAUAAUCAGGGGGGGGGAUAAACUCGUGUCUCGUGUCACCGCGAAAUACGAGGAGCGGGGAAAAGGAAAAAAUGGACGUAAGAAUAUUCUCGGACGAGCGAGAAUAACGUGUCUCGCUUAUUGAUGCGUUCGGCGAGGCUGGAAGAAGAUAAGAUCCGGGGAGGGACUAGGACCAGCAAUAUUCGACAAUAACAAAACGCGUCCGUCAUGAAAAUCUUGAUAUUCUUUCUCUACGUGACAACGUUGCUGGGCAUUGUGACCAGCGACAAGUGCGCCGUCGAGUGUUCUUGCAAGUGGAAGAGCGGGAAGCGCACGGUCGAGUGUGUAAAUCGUGCCCUGACCAGCAUACCGGAGUGGGUCGAUCCGGAGACGCAAGUGUUGGACACGAGCGGCAACGACAUUCGCACUCUGCCGAGCAACAUCUUCGUACGCGUACGGUUGACGAAUCUACAGCGUCUCUACCUACGCGAGUGCCGUAUCGACCGAAUCGAUAGCGAGGCACUGGCGGGCCUUACGAAUCUCGUUGAACUCGAUUUAAGCCAUAACCUCUUAACCGUAGUCCCGACCGCCAGUUUCUUGGACACGCCGUUCCUCAGGGACCUCGUACUCUCCUACAAUCCCCUGAAGAGGGUCCACUCGCACGCGUUCAAGAGUACACCGAAUUUGGUGAAGUUGGACUUGUCUCACACGCAACUGGUCGAAAUCGAGGCGAAAGGGUUUCGCGGGUUGGAUUUGCUGGAAAGUUUGAAGUUGAACAACAAUCAAUUGUCGACCCUUCACCCGGGCACGUUCGAGCCGUUGAACAAACUCACCAGUAUAGAGUUGCACGACAAUCCGUGGAUUUGCGAUUGUCAUUUACGCGAGAUGAAAAUGUGGCUGGUCAAGCACAAUCUGCCCACCCUUCAAGCGCCCCUUUGUCGCGGCCCGAGACAGUUGAUGAACCGAACAUUUACCGAUUUGGGUAUCGACGAUUUCGCUUGCCGGCCGAUCCUGUUGAUAGCGAGCCGCUACGCCGAGGCGACGAUCGGCGAGAAUGCCAGCAUUGUGUGCAGAGUUAGCGCGAUACCGCCUGCAAAGGUGAAAUGGUACUGGAACGGGCGAUUGUUGACCAAUCAUUCGGCGUUUAGCAGUUACCAGAAGAUCUUGAUCUUCGAAGAUGGCCAGUUCCGGAAAAGAAGCACGUUGGUAUUGACGAACGCACAGGAGGCUGAUUCCAGCGAGUUCUAUUGCGUGGCGGAGAACCGUGCCGGCACCGUCGAGGCCAAUUUCACUCUUCACGUAUCUUUAAGAACUGCCGGUAUGUCCACCCUUGGCUCCGGUCAUAUAGCCGGUAUAUCGGCCGCGUUGGUAGUGUUGAUUCUCUUCAUCCUCCUCGUCAUUCUCGUGUUGUUCGUUCGUUUUCGAAGAAUGCCAGUGAAGGACGUGAAAUCAGCUGUACCGGCGGAGGGUGUGUCGGGCGACAGCGCGGGCGGGAAUAACGAGAAUAACCCGUCGUCAGCGACGUCCACCACUCGUAGAAAACACGAGGAGAUCGAGACGACGUCGUUCGGCGUUGAAUCGAAGCCACCGCCGGUGUCCUUAACCCUGAGCUACGUGCAAAGACCUCAGGCGGCGUUGUUGCAAACGGAGAACGAGUACGGCGCGAGUAUCGGCCGUUUCGACGAUCACAGCCAACAGCCGUCUGUGAUGGUUGCGCCGGGUGCUUGUUUCUCGUCCACCACGUCGCUAAUGCCGAUCGACAAUCCCGAUCUUAUCAGGGACACGCGACGCGGCUCGGCCGAAGAUAUCACACCGUACGGCGGGGCGGACUAUAGUCGUAUGGAAGUGGUGGACGAUGCGAAGAUCCUAUACUCGAGUUGUAUGUGGGAGGCGAGGGAUACGUGCAGAACAACGGUUCCGGUGAGCACGUACCCCUCGAAGGAAACCCUGGCCGUAGUCGCGCCUAUGGUCGAGCAAUUCCCGCCUGGCGCGAAGCAAAUAAGAGUGUGGCAGAAAGGGGUUCCGGUUUUACCGCCUGUGUCAGCGUUGAAACGUGUCCUCGGAUCGACGCGUAGCUCCCCCGACGAGGGUUAUCAAGAAGGGACUGGAACCGAUGUCUAGGUACCGCUGCUUCAUUACUGUGACGCCCGGCACCGUUACCUGGAGCUUCGUAGACGCCACCAGGACGACACCGACUGCUGAGAGGGACGGGUCCUGUCCAGUGCCGGACGAGCGGUAGUGAAACGAAAUAAAAAAAAAAAUUUCAUGAUUUAUUUAAUUAUUGAACUCCGUCGCGAUACGGACACGGACGUCGACCUGUCACGUGAAUUGCGUAUACAUAUGAUAUAUAUACACCACAUACCACUCGUACAUAGAGUAUAUAGAACGAGAGAGUGAUCGAUGAAACGGUUCGAGAUAUAUUCCGUGGAUAUACAUAUGUGUAUAGAAAGGGUGGGAGGUACGAAAAUGGGAAGUCGUUCCGUCGACCCAGUGGAAACGAACGUCCACUUGUCGUGAGAUUUACGUAUAGUGGUCGAUAAAAUAGUUAAAGGUGUCGUCGUGACUAAUGCACGGAACACGUAAAACGAAGAAUCUGUCGAGGUUUCGAUCGAUAAAAUCACCAUCUGCCAGUUCUCGAGAAAUAACGCCGCUCUCGACGAUCCGAGGACUUCGUUUCCAAACGCGUUUUGUGUGUUCGACGUGUACGAAGUACGAAGGAUAAUAAUAUACACGGAACGAUUGAGUUUGAUCUGGUAAAAGAAAUAUCGUUUCGAUAGUCUUGCAGCACAAUGUUGACGGGUAAUAUAAUUUCUAUAAGAACGAUUUAAGAUACGCGAUGAGAAAGCGAAGAAAGAAAGAAAUUAAGAAAAAGAAAAAUGAAAUAAAGAAGAAUAAGAAUAAGGAUACGGUAUAAACUUACCGUUUCUUAAAAUAAUGAAUACGAGAAGACUGCAGUGCAUGUUCCGAAGAAUGUGUAGAUAGAGACUGACGUGAGAGAAUUUCUAUUACCGUGUGUGUUUGGCUACCGUGUAUAUACUACGCACGUGGAUUUUCUAGUCAAUUUCGAAGAUAUAAUUUAGAGGUUAGGUGAUUUGGUUAUGGUGCGAGCACGACGACAAUACGAAAUCGAGAAUACGGCUGACGUGCUGUUACGUAUCAUCACAGUGACGAUGCAUCCAGAAAAUUAAUUCGAGUCUUCGUCGCGCACCUAACAAUUCGACGAUCAGAUCAUUUUUAAUUUAAUAUUAACGGUACGUACGAAUUAAGAACAUAUUACGUUUUGUCGUAUUUUGAAAUAAGAUCGAGUAUCGAAUCGAUCGAUUUGAUUCGGAAUAACGAACGGAAACGCGACAUACGAGAGAGUCGAUAUUGUCAGAUCGGAUAGUUAUUGAUGUUCGUGUUCGAGGACGAAAAUUCACGGAAACGAUAGAGCGUGAAAUAUGACGUCGGGUACACGUCUGGAUCGGUCGUUGCAAUUCUCUUGACGAUAAAUUAAUUUAUUUUGUCGCGUGUUAGAAACCGUUUAAAAUAUAUUCGUGUAACGACAUAUUGUCUUUUUCGAUAUCGAUUCAUCGAGUUCUUAAAAACAUUAAUAUGUCGAUGGUAAUAUCGUAUCGUGUAUACAUCGAUAUAUAUCGAAAUUGUUGAUGCUUCAACAUUACAUAUCGUCUAUCACAUAUCGAAUAUAUUUGUUUGUUGGACAAUUUAAUCAAAGAUUAAUUAAAGAUUUAAACGAAUAAGAAGAAGAAAAAAAAUAGUAAGAAAAAAAUCACCAGAAUGUAUCCGUCGUCGUUCGAUCUCUGUCUGUUUUUUUGUAUUACUCGGAGCCAAUAGAAUCAAUUACAUAAGACUGUAUAGUAAGCAUAGGAAGCCCGUAAGCCAAUUGCAAGCGAAUAUAAACUAUUGCUCAAACACUGAAACGAGGAGCUUGCGAUUGGUUGACCGGCUCAUGCCUCGCGUUAGUGUCUUACGUAAGUGAGUCUGUGUGUGUUGAUCUAGGCACUUUGGCGGUAAGCGGUAAGCCAAAACGCCAAUUGCGAAUAUCGGUCAGUUAUCAACCUGUGUCUGUGUUAUGUCCUGUGUGUUUCGCGUGUGUAUGAAUUGGCCCAAGUAGUUCGUACAUGCUUGAGAGCCUUGUGCCUGAAUAUACGUAUGAACAUAUGUGAUAAUAUGAUUAUGUGUACAUGUGAAUAUAUGAGUGUAUGAGUGUAACAGUGUAUACGUGUGCUCGCGUGCGACGGAGAGAUCGAGGGUGAGAUAGUGUAUUGCGAUACAGUGCUUGUAAUUGCUACCGAUUGGUUUAUCGCAUAUCGUUCAGAUCGGCUGCUUUUCUCUGUUCAAUGAUUCUGGAAUCGUUCAACGUAUCCGUGAUGAGGUAAAAAAAAAAACAAAGUAAAAAAAAAAAAAAAAAUCGAGGAAAAAAAUACCAUGUCAAAUACACCGGUUCUAUCGAAUCACAUAUUUUACGUGGAUCGAUAAUACGUGGUACAGGCUGGAGAACACGACAGAACACGUUUCUAGUGGUCAUUUUAUUCGUCGACGAACGAGCCCACGGGUUUAUUGGUUGUUUCCCGACCGGUAUCUCGGCCAAAUCACGGUAAUCGCGGUGAAAACACGUGACAACCGAGGCACGAGAACGCAUUCAAUGAAAUUCAUUAGGAUAAUUUUUUUUUAUUCCAAUCGAAUUUAACUUUAUUCGCUACAAUUCGUAACGGAAAUAAUACGCGUAGAAUAUGCUCGAAUGAAAUUUAAAACUAGGGAAUCUAGAGAAUUUAUGUUGCACAGUUUUCCAUAACACGAAAGUUACUGUCACAAGACAAUUAGCUGUCUUUUUUCUUGGAAAAUAAGAUGUCUAGAAUAAUUUAUGCAUAUCAUAAUUUCAAUGAAUUAGAAGAUAUGUUUAAUACAGAAAUUUUAUAUUCGGUCUUUCUGAAAUAUGCUGCAAGAAUAUUGUUCCUUAAUCAUUUUAUUCCUAUUCGUUUACCCUUUGUUUGAUUUACUAUAAAUAAAUAAUUGAUUUAUACGAUAUUAUAUAAUGCCAUUAGCCACGGCAUAUAGAAAUGUUAAUUAUUUUAUCGUUCAGAAAAUUUUUGCGACGUCAUUGCGAUAUUUAAAGACUUAUUUGCCUAUUUAUCGAAAGUAUGAAAGAAUGAUAUUUAUUGCAGAUUGUUUUUUUUUUUUUUUCAUUUUUUUUCGCUAAUAUGAAACUCGAUUUUUCUUUAUCAAUUUCUAGAUAUAGAUCAAAAUAACCUUUGCUUUUAUAUUUUAUUAAAUAAAUAAGUAAAUACUUUUCUCCAUAUAUUAAUAUGACAAUUGAAAUUAAAAUUUAUUAUUACAAUUAUAAACGAAAAAGUUUGUUCAUAUAAAAUAAUGAAUUAUAAUGAACAAUCAAAUUAUUCACUCUCAGAAACUCUUUUAAUCCUAUCAUACGGUUUAAUAAUUUUAGAAAAUACUCGUAUACCAUCCAAAUACAUAUUAUGAUAUAUCGUACCGUAUUAAUGAAAUCAUAUGGUAACACGUAUGUUUUAUUCUUAAUUGUACAAACAUCAAUAUAGCGACUAUAUUAUUAAUGUUUUAUAAUUUUAUCUUAAUUUUAAUAUUUUUCCUAUUCUAACAAUCUAUUAUCAACUCUCGAUCGAAUACCAAAGUUAAUUGUUUAAAAACGUAAGUCAACAACGAUAAAUAUAAUUAAGUCAGAUUUGAUAAAUAAAAUAGAUCGAUUAAAAAAGGCCGAGUCACGAUGCAUAUUUUAAAUCUCACGCGAAAAUGAAAAUGACACGGUUCAUUAAUGCCUUAGCGAUAAUGACGUCAUGAAUUUUGAAAAGUCGAAGCGCGCUCGAGUUUUCGUCAUAGUACAUCCGGUGUAAAUAUGCACGAUACAUAUUUCGACCCACAUGACGAAUAGAAAAGCAUUUGUCGUCAUUCUUUUUUUCAUAUAUUAUACCAACGGUAUCAAUAGGAAUUUUUUUUUUUUUUUUUCUGCAUGGAAUUAUGCUUUGACUAUAAUCUGCACUAGUUACGAAAUGAAAGAAUGAACGAGUAAAA
Molecule: messenger RNA, 10089 nt
Organism: Apis mellifera (honey bee)
Lineage: Eukaryota; Metazoa; Arthropoda; Insecta; Hymenoptera; Apidae
Product: leucine-rich repeat-containing protein 4
Exons: 1
Coding region: 4273-6165 (630 amino acids)
Molecular function (GO): protein binding
Source: RefSeq, a predicted model, not a curated record